Exaiptasia diaphana is the source of this 1881-nucleotide messenger RNA. RefSeq lists its product as uncharacterized. Lineage: Eukaryota; Metazoa; Cnidaria; Anthozoa; Actiniaria; Aiptasiidae. The record is from RefSeq and is a predicted model, not a curated record.
UAUCUUAUUAUAGGACUUGUCGUUGSCAUUGUAGCCGUCGUUAUUGGCCUCAUAGCAUCAUCUUUGUCGAGACUUGAUUCUGAUGAAAUUGGCGUUGGUUACGAUGUCGUCCAAAGAGAUUUAAGCGACGAAGUAAAAAAGUCUGGGCUUCACAAUGGUCCACCAGGAUUCAAGUUCAUCAAAUUCCCAAGUGUCUUCAAGUCUAAAAGUUUUAAAAAUGUGAAAUGCUUGAAUAAAGAAGGGUUAGAAAUUCAACUUAGCGUUGAAUUCCAAUAUCGAGCCAAGCCYACCAACCUKAGAAAGACAAUCCUGCAGUUUAAAGACUUUGAUAACUAUGGAAAAGUUUUAGGAAACCUUGCACUGUCAAGCAUGUACGAUGCUUGCAGCAGGUUCAACACCAGUCAAUUCCAGUCACAAAGAGCAACAUUCCAGGAAAGUGUCCUGACGACAAUGAACAAACGAUUCCAAGACGUCAGUGCCGAUUUAACUGACUUGCAAGUCAGCAAUAUCAUACGCCCAGCAUCAUAUGAAAAAGUUGUACGUGACAAGGAAUCAGCAAAAGAAAACAUCAACAUUGCUUUGAACGAACGACCAAGGAAACUUGUCCAAGCAAAAUCUGCUAAAGAAGAUGCCAUCAAGAAUGGYCAGAUUGCUGUCCAAACUGCAACGUCCAAUGCUAAAAUCCUCAAAACAAAAACUGAUGCUCAAGUUCAAAGUAUCUUGACCAGAUACGAYGCUGAAGCCCGUGCUUUUGCUACACUCAAGAGCAAGCAGAAUAUGACUGUAGAUGGCCUGCUGUCGUACUUAGCAACAAGAGUCAUUGCAGAUAAAAACAACACACUCAGUAUUGGAAUGGAUGCUCCUGCCCAGACUAAAUACACUUAUUGAUUGAAUGAAAGGAUAAAUACAAAAAUGUUUGACUAAAAUAUUGCUAAUGAUGGAUGUAAAAUAAUCAUUGUGAUCAUCAACUGUAAAAAAUCUGCAUUUUCUAUAUUUUCACAAUCCUCCAGUUCACAUUAAGGGAAUAAGUUUUUUUUUGUACUUUGUUGUAUUUUGAAUUGAUAAUAAAACUCUAAGACACAAAAGUUCUUAUUCCCAUUUGAAUUGAGAUCUAGCCACUAUCAUGUAAACUUAUCAUGUAAAGUUGUAUUAUUACACACAAACAAACAAAAGAGAUUUUCAACACAAGAAGAUAAAAUCCUUAUCUCCAAGUAAUAUUCUGUUUACCAUAUGAUUAUCCAUGAGAGUAAAUUAUGUUUUAAAACUUUUAAAUUGUUAUGUAUAGAGUUAACACUAACAUGUUAUUUUCACUAGUGAAAUGAUAUUGGUGGUGUGAAUAAUUGGUGGGCGCCAAUGUUUAAGUUUUAGCUAAUAAGCCACAAGAAAAUUGAGCCUGUAAAUGAAAAGAGCUCAUACCGGUUAGCAAUUCCUGAAAAUUCCAGYGCCGAAUUUGCAAGAUUUUCUAAAGAAGUGACCUUUGUUGGCAUUAUUUUGCCAACCACGAACGUGUACUAUAGAUUUUGUAGUUUUGAAAUGCCGAUAUCUCGAAAUGUAAAAAGGCGUUUGCCCUAAAAUUCAUGUAAUAUAAUCUUGAAUUAUAUGAGUUCAGAUUGCUUAUUUUUUGAAUUUUUUUUUUUGGAUGUAAACAAACUACGYCAUUGUACGCUCACCUAUAAGUUAUUGAAAGUGAGAAAUAAUAUUGACAUUUCAUGGAUAAUAUGUCAAGAGUGUGUUUCUGUGCGAUUGGGACACAAACAUUCACAUGUAUGCACCUAAUUCUUUUUAUCAUAUAUUCACGGGUAAAUGAUACCCAUUCAAAUAAAACUUUGUAUCAGAAAAUAUUGUUUGAAUUAAGUAUAAUAAAACGUCACUCUCUAUUUA